AUGGCCACGGAAGACGCCGCCAUCGCGCGGUCGCCGUCCUCUUCUAGCUUCUCCGGGCAACAGUCCUCACCAGUCAACAGUGCUAAGAGCUUCCAUAGCUCAGCUGCUAGCGACCCCUAUUGGCACGAUCCUGUCGAACGUCUACGGCGGUAUAAAUACCGAGUGGCAUACGAGAUGUCAUGUUUUCGGAAACGCGGGAAAGAAGGCAAGGAUAUUAUUUUGGGACAAGAGCUGCGAUCCCGGGGACGCCAUGGUGAGCUCGUAAUGAGUGACGGCAGCCGACCACCAGACGACAUCAGCUUUUGGAUAGCACGCCACGAGUACUUCGCCGAACAUUUUCGUCAAGUCGAAGAAAAAGAGAAGCCCGACCGCGAGCCUUGUUUGCCCCCAUCUACCAAUUCUCGUUAUAAUUGGAUUCGAGAUUGGGUCACUGACACGCCAGUGGCCGCGACUGAAGCUGCCACUCCACCGCAAUUCGACAUGGACGCUGUGGCUGGCAUACAACCAUCCGAGCCACCAGCUGCCACCGUGUCAGCGCGUCAAACUGAAGCCGAAAAUGAAGGAGCUCAUGAUGAAGUUGAUAGGGCGAGCAAUGGCGGCGCGUCGACGCCGAAACAACUGGAGAGCGACACGUCUAGCAUCGUGCAGACGAAGCCGCCAGAUACCACGGCGACGGAGCAUCAAAACCGAACUGCAGCUAAGCGAGCUCACGAUGAGGCUGAUAGAACAGAGAAUUCCGGCACGCCGUCGACACAACUAUUAAAGCGCAACGCGCCCAGCCUCGCGGAGCCGCGAGAGGCCGCGGCGAUGGGUCGUCAAACCAGAGCCACAGCCAAGCGAGCCCUCAAUGAGGCUGGUGACACGGAUAAUUCCGGCGCGUCUUCGGCAAAGCGGUCGAAGCGCGACGCGUCUAGUCAACCGGAGAACAAAUCCCAGGUUUCUCAGCCCGAACACAACUCGAGCAAAGCACCCGCAGCCCCUGCCGUCGCUCAAAGUCGUCCGGACCGUCGCAGAGGCAAGGCAGGCUUACAGAAAUCGUCAGCGACGCGACAGCCACCUCGUCAGAGUGCAAGGGUCAAAGGGGCCAUAGCAGCGGCAGCCGCCGCUGCCGCUGCCGCUCAUGAUCCUCCGAGCAGUGUUACGCAAGGUGGCAGAGGCGAGACGGGCAAACAGCAAAAGCCUCCGGCAACACAACCACGUCGCCAGGGGGCUCGCAAUGCCACCGUUAAUACAGCCGCAGGCGGGGGAAAAAAGGCAAAGCCUACCAGUCGUGCUGUUGCUGCCAAAGCUGGAGGUGAGAAGGCAAGGCCGGCUGGUCGGCGUACUUCUGCUACCACUACUCGUCGUGCUGUCACUACUAAAGCCGGAGCUACAAAGGCAAAGCCUGCCACCAGUCGUGAUGUUACUGCCAAGGCUCGAGGAGAGAAGUCAAAGCCGGCUACCGAGCAUGCUUCUGCUAGUACGACUCAUGCUGCUACUGUCAAAGCCGGAGAUGUGAAGGCAAAGCCGGCUAGCCGGCGUACCUCCACCACUGCCGGUCGUGCUGCCGCCGCCAAAGCUCCAACGGAGAAGGCAAAGCCAGCUAGCCGGCGUACUUCCGCCACUGCCAGUCGUUCCACCGCCACUAAAGCUGGAGCGAAGAAGGCAACGCCGGCUGCCCGGAGUGCUUCUACUACUGCCGGUCGUGCCGCCGCUGCCAAAGCUGGAGCGAAGAAGGCAAAUUCGGUUAGUCGGCGCAAUUCCACUACCACCGGCCGAGCUGUUGCCACCAAAGGCAAGUGA
This is a messenger RNA of Cordyceps fumosorosea ARSEF 2679, 1782 nucleotides long. RefSeq lists its product as hypothetical. Bases 1 to 1782 code for a protein of 593 amino acids. NCBI's taxonomy places the organism in Eukaryota, Fungi, Ascomycota, Sordariomycetes, Hypocreales, Cordycipitaceae. The transcript has a single exon. The record is from RefSeq and is a predicted model, not a curated record.